Molecule: messenger RNA, 1539 nt
Organism: Salvia hispanica
Lineage: Eukaryota; Viridiplantae; Streptophyta; Magnoliopsida; Lamiales; Lamiaceae
Product: ACT-like superfamily protein
Source: RefSeq, a predicted model, not a curated record
UUCUAUCUAGAAAGAAAAAAAAAAGAAAACAGCAAUCUUUGCAGUUGAUUUGAUUGCAGUUUCAUUAUGUGGGAAUUGGUGGUGGUUGUAGAUGAUGAUGGGAUUGAGCUAUGCUCAUUUGCUUCAUGCAAACCUCUCCUCUCAUCAAGAGCUGGAGAUUUAACUCCUUUUGAUUGAAAAAAAAAAUUGAAGCCACAAACACAAAAUCCCAGGAUGAACACAGUUUGCUCCCCUUAUUUUGAUCCUGAUUUUCACAACCUUCCAGAGAGGAUUCAUGGACCAGCUUUUAGAGUGAAUGUGGACAAUGAAAGCUUAGAAGAUUGCACAAUUGUUAAGAUUGACUGUGUGAACAAGCAAAGCCUCUUGUUGGAUGUGGUGCAAGCUCUAACUGAUUUGAACCUCACCAUAUCUAAAGGCUACAUCUCUUGUGAUGCUGGCUGUUUCUUGGAUGUUUUUCAUGUGAAAAAUGAACUGGGCUUCAAGGUGACUGAUCAAAGAGUGAUCAACUACAUCCAGCAGGCAGUGAGCGCGGGGAAAGCCUCUAGCCCGAAGGCAGUCAGCCGCGGGGAGGCUCAGGCAAUAGAGAUGACGGGUAAGGACCGUCCGGGGCUGUUUUCCGAGAUCUCAGCAGCACUGGCUGACAUGGGGUGCAACAUCGUGGAGGCGCACGCGUGGAGCCACAACGCGCUCCUGGCUUGCAUCGCCUACAUAUCAGAUCAGUCUGUGGACACCCCCAUCGAUGACCACAGGCUCCACGCCAUCGAGGACCACCUCACCACAGUCCUCCGCGCCACCACAGCCACGGAGGAGGAUAGUGCUGCCAGCCACCAGGAGGUGAAACCCGCGGCCGGGCUCCCCAAGGGGGAGCUGAGCAGCACAACCAGAGUGGAGCGGCGCCUCCACCAGCUCAUGCUCUCCGUGCGCGACUUUGACAGCCCAACGAGCUCCCGGAGGACGAGUGUGUCCAUUGAGAGGUGCAUUGAGAAGGGCUACUCAAUUGUCACCAUCCAAUGCAAGGACAGGAGAAGGCUAAUGUUUGACACUGUCUGCACACUUAUUGAUAUGCAAUAUGUCAUCUUUCAUGCCUCAGUAGAUGCUUGCAGAGGCUUUGCAUACCAAGAGUACUUUGUGAGACACGCGGACGGGCGAGCAUUCAACACAGAGAGUGAGAAAGACAGAGUCAUAAAAUGCUUAGAGGCCGCGAUAGAACGAAGGGUCUGUGAGGGGGUUCGUGUGGAGCUGUGCGCGUACAGCAGGGUGGGACUGCUCUCGCACAUAACACGGGUGCUUAGGGAGAACGGGCUAGCAGUGGUGAGAGCAGACAUCGCGACACAAGGAGAGAAAUCAGUGAAUGCAUUCUAUGUGAGGGAUAUCUCAGGGAACCAUGUGGAUUUGGAGUUCAUCAAGUCCAUGAAGAGAGAGAUGGGAGCAAUAGAUCUUGCAGUAAUGGAUGAUGACAAAGCCAUUCCCACACCAACUCAAUGGCCUAAGUUCUCGAUUGGGGACAUAUUCGAACGCCUCUCCCGCGCCAUCAAAUGA